AUGAACAUCGAGGUGGGGAACAUUUCUUAUACAGGAGCCAUCAUCUCCUGGUCGUCCUCGGAGCCCUGCCUGGAGGACUAUUACCAUAUUAUGUAUAGGCCCAACUGGAACAGCAUCUUCUCUGGCUAUCUUCGCUACAGCUUCCACCACGAGGAGAAGGUGCCUCGAACGAUCAGCUCCGUGGUGCUGGAACAUCUCGCCCCUUCCACUCUCUACUUCCUGUGCAUCAGCUGUAAGAAGGCUGCCUUCCCUUACAGGCACUACUGCACCAUGUUCCACACCCUGGAUAAGAGUCCGCUGGCUCCUGGAAGCUCCCUGGUAGACCCCCAAAUCUCCCUUUGGGUGCUGAUGGCCAUUCUGCUGGCCUGCUUCACAGCUGUCUUGGCUUUCAUCUGCCUCCAGUUCUGGUGUGUCCGUUGCCAUGAGCCGCGAUGGUCUUACAGGGCUGGCCACAUGGAGGAGGCCAAUGGGUUGGUGAGAUGGCCAGAGGAGGCCCCGGAUCUUGGUCAGAGGGAGGAAGACCUGCAGGGGCUCCCCCUGGUGGAAGUGCCACGCAAGAACUCCAGAGAUGAAGCUGAACUGAAUCCUGAAGCCAACCAGGAUGCCCCUGAUGCGGAUGCCUUACAGAGGGGGGGUGGUGACCAAGCCGCCAUACUGCCUCAUUGUGGGGAAUGAGAGUGGGGAGGAGACAGCCCGUAUCAUGUAGCCUAAAGCUUUCCACACAGUAGGUCUUUUGUACAAACAUGUCUAUAGGCAACCCAUUUCUCUCCCAUCAAAUGUCAUUGCUAUUUUGGGUCACCUGGGUUGGAUGAAUGCCCCAUGACAAA
This is a messenger RNA of Rhinopithecus roxellana (golden snub-nosed monkey), 827 nucleotides long. RefSeq names its product fibronectin type III domain containing 9 (gene FNDC9). Lineage: Eukaryota; Metazoa; Chordata; Mammalia; Primates; Cercopithecidae. Gene Ontology annotation, molecular function: protein binding. The transcript has a single exon. The coding region runs from base 1 to 675 and encodes 224 amino acids. The record is from RefSeq and is a predicted model, not a curated record.